ACAAUAACAAUUAAAGUAUAAACCCAAAAAUUGUACAAUUUUUGACAUAUCCCAGUUUAAAGGACAAUUGAAGCAACUCACACAAGAAAGAAAAGCGAAAAGGGUAUUUUUAAAGUCGUACUAGAAAAUGUCGUGGCUAAAUCAAAGCCUCAGUAAUAUCAAGGGACAGCUGACGAAUUUGGCCCAGGAGGUAUUGGCCGAUACAGCCGGUCCGGGGGAUGAGGAUUAUCAAGGACCCGAACAGAAGACAGCUCUCGAGCUCCUCGCCGAGACGCAAAAACAGAAAGAGCAAUUGGAUCGCACAUGUGAGGAUAAGGAUCGUGAGAUUACCGCACUUCGAAAGCAAAUUACCCAAUUGAAGCAAAUCAAUCAACAAAUCACCGACACUGGCGGAGGAGUAGGAGAAGUUGACAGAGUUGGAUCCACAAAAAAAGCAUCAGCAACAGCAGCAACCACAGCAGAAGCCACCGAGAAAUUGAAGCCCAAAUUGGGUCCUGUUGAGGAGCAAAAUGUGGAGGACAGUUGGUGCUGGGAGCCAGACGAAGGAUCCGACGAUAAUGGCAAUUCUGGUUCAGGCAAAGCCUCGUCUGGAACGGGGGAAUUGGAAAUGGUUGACAUUGCAUUGGGCAAUGCGACCAUUGGCUCGGAUGUGGCCCAUCUGAAUUUACGCAUAGCUGAACUAGAGCAAUUGAACAGUCAACUGAAUGCCUCGCUAGAGGAACUAGACGCCCAGCAUGAUCAGGCCAUGCAGGAUGUGCUGCAACAUAAAGGCCAAUUGCAAGGACAACUACAGGAAAUGAAGCAAUUGCAAGCGGAUCGUAUGGUUGCCCAUGAAUUGGCCAUGGCACGGCUGCAAAAACAGGUGGAUGAGCAGCAAAAUGAUGCCGCCAACAUGGCCGAAGAGAAGGAGCAUCUGGUGAAGCGUGUGGAAAUGCAGGAAGCGGAGCUCAAGCGCAGUGUGAUGGAGUUAGCCGAGAUGCAGGAGUUGCUGGAGAAGCGGGGCCAGGAUAACAGCGAGCUAAUCGAACGUGUGCGUCUUGCGGAUGCAGAGCGAGAGAAAUUAAUCAAGGAAGUGGACGAAUUGAAGCAGAUGAAGGAGAAAAAGAAUUCCGAAUCGUCAUCGAAUAGCUCAUCCAUGGGUGGCAAACACAGUGAGGAUGAGUUCAUAGUGGUACGUCAGGGUGGUUCACCAGAUCCAGAUACAGGCGAUACAGAGGCCGAUACGGAAGCCACUCUGCCCCCCAGCAAGGAGAAGCUGCGCGAUAAGCUUGUCUCGCUGGAAUCUCGCAUAGCCGAGCUUAGUUUGGAAAACGGCAAGCUGCAAGAUGCUCAACUGGAGAAGCAAUUGUCCACCAGCCUCUUGAGCGAGCAGCUGUCCGAGCUGGAGACCAGACUCCGCAUUAGCGAGGGCGAGAAGGAGCAGUUGCAACUGGAAUUGCAAUGCAAAUUGCAACAGCUGACCCUACAAAACCAAGAGCUGAAACUCAACGCCGAGGCCGAACAGGAAACCCAUGCCCAUGAUCUGGAACAGCAAUUGGGAGCUUUGCGCUCCGAGAAUCGUGAUCUACGCCAAGAACUAGAGUCCAAUAUUGCCCAGGCCAAGUUCCGGCAGGCCAUUGCCGAGGAGAAGCAAGAGGUAACCGAUCUGGAUGAGGCGGACAAUGAUAGUGACCAUGCCCCCUUUGAUCUGGAAAAGUUACGUCAUCUCCUUCAAGCCGAACUGGAGGGACAUCUAGAAGUUGACUCCGAACCGCAGCAGACACUAGAGCGUGCCUAUCGCGCCCUAACCGAACGCUGGGCCCGUUUGGAUGCCACCGAGCAACGUCUGGUGGAGCUUCAGGAUCAGCAACUGAUCACCGAGCAUGAGAAGAAAACGAUCGAAGCGGAUAUAUCUCAGUAUAUACUCCAAUGCGAUGAGCUGAUGAAGAACAAUGAGUUGCUGCUCAAUGAGCUGGAUAAAUACAAGCGCAACAAGCUCGAGACCAUCGAGGAGCAUCACGAGGAAACUAUAGUCCAGUUGGAAGCCCAACUGGAUGAGGCACGACAUCGCCUGGAGGGGGAGAAAGAACGCUAUAGGCUAGCCCAGGACAAUUUGCAGGAGCAGCACAAAUCACAAUUAGACGCCCUGCAAUCCCAAUUGCUGGCUUUUGAUCAAAAAGAUGAGGAACAAUCAUCAAGCAAAGAAUUGGACAAUCUCAAGGAGCAGCUGGAAAGGCAAAGUGUGGAAAUCAGUGAACUGACCACUCAACUAAGAGAUCAUAAAGUCCAAUCGCAGCAGCAAACGGAGCAACUGAAUCAUCUGAGGACUCAGCUAAAUGAAAAGCUAGCGGCAGAGCAGAAUGUCAUCAAGUUGCUGGAAGAGAAAUCUCAACAGUUGAAGGCACAUUUAGAUCGCCUGGACGAGAAGGAGUCGCAAUUGGAGAAAGUGAACCUUGCCAUGGUCGAACUGGAGUCCACGUGGACUUCGAAGCAUUCCCAGACCGAAGAACUAGCGAACAAAUACAAAUCCCAGCUAGACGCCCUGCACAACGAGCUGCCCGAUCAGAUCUCUCAGCUGACCAAGCAACUCGAGGCCAAGCAACAACAAUUGCAUCAUCUUCAAGAGCAACUCGAUCUAAAGUCCUCGGAGGAUCAAACGCAGCAACUUCAAUCAACCAUUGAAGUGCUGAGCCAAGAGAAAGCCGAAUUGAUCAAAGUGCUUCAGCAGAAGCAUUCAGAGAACACGCAAUAUUAUGCCGAAAUCCAACGAUUGCUGCCCUUUGAGAAGCAAUUGAUGGAACUGGUCAGGGAGCGUGAGAAACUCAAUGAUCAGAUUGCCUUCCUCAAGGAGAAAUCCGAUAUUUUGACCACGAACCUGCUAACCGAACAGACCAAUCAACGUCUGCUGCAACAGCAGCAAUUGGAGGCCCAGGAGCAGCAGGCCACAGUUCAAAAGGAUUUGGAACGUUUGCGUGAGCAUUUGCUCAAAGUGGAGGAGCUGCAUACCCAGGAAACAGUUGAGUUGCAGCGUGAUCUAGAGGAGUCCAAGAGCAUACAGGCUGCCCUACAGCAGGAGGUAUCCAAAUCGAGUACAGCCUAUACAUCGGCAAGUAUACGUGCCAAUCAGCAAGCAGAGACUCUACAGGCUCAGCAUGCAUUGCUACAGCAGCAAAGGGAUGAGCUCCUGGCCAAAUUGAGUGCUUGCGAGGAUCGUGAACUGAAACAAUUGGCGGCACUUACCAAUCUCCAAUGUGCCCUAGAGCAAUUCCAAAAUGACAAAGAGCAUGACAUUGAAUUGGCCACACAACGCAUACGAAAGGAGAUGCAAUUGCAGUUGGAUAAACAGGGUGCCAUUCAAAUGGAAGUGGCUGGUCUGCAGCAACAAUUGGCCGAGGCCAAUCAGGGCUUGAGGGCGGCAGCACGUCUUUCCGAUCAAUUGGAAUUGGGUCAACAGACCAUUGCCGUUCUACGGGAUGAAGUGGAGAGUCUGAAAGAGGCCAAUGCCAAGCUGGAGCAGAGCUUGAGCAGCAGCGAGUCGAGUCAAUCGGACAAGAUCGACAAGAGUCUUAUCAAAAGUUUGCUAAUUGGCUAUGUGGUCAGUGGUCAUGCCGGUGAUAAACAGCAGGUUCUACGCAUGAUAUCAUCGGUGCUCGACUUCAAUGCCCAAGAGUCGGACAAGGUUGGACUGAAUAAACCGCAGAGCAGUUGGCUGGGUUCAAUACUUGGUGGCGUUGGCUCCACCUCGGGCGCCACAACGGGCUCAUCCAACCAGGGUCAAAAUGAUAAUCUGGUGCAAGCCUUUGUCCAGUUUCUGGAGCAAGAAUCACAACCGCAAGUUUCGGUGCAAUCGAGGCCCACACUGUUGAGCAUAGCUGGCCAAGUGACGGACGGUGCAACGGGCACCUCCGCCUCCGCCUCGUCCUCCGCAGCAAUGCCCGCAGUGGUUGCAUCUGCUGCAGCUCCAGCACCACCAGCAGCAAACAGUCAAUCCCAUCCUAGUGACCAAACGCCCUCAAAUGCCCCACAAUCGAUGUUGCUUAGCUCCAAUGAAUUUGCUCCCACACGCAAUUCUAGCUCGAUAUUAAAGGAUAUUCUCAGCGAUUCCUGAUUAUUGUAGAAUAUAAAAUUUUCCGUUUUGUAAUA
Molecule: messenger RNA, 4122 nt
Organism: Drosophila willistoni
Lineage: Eukaryota; Metazoa; Arthropoda; Insecta; Diptera; Drosophilidae
Gene: Gmap
Product: myosin-11
Exons: 7
Coding region: 128-4087 (1319 amino acids)
Biological process (GO): endoplasmic reticulum to Golgi vesicle-mediated transport; Golgi organization
Cellular component (GO): Golgi apparatus
Molecular function (GO): small GTPase binding
Source: RefSeq, a predicted model, not a curated record